GAGAUUGUGUUAGCAGCUAUUACUGAGAACAGGAAAGAAAGGAGAUACACUCAGACAACACACCAGAAGGGAGCCGAAGGAGUUUAUUUUGAGAGAGGACCUUUUAAACUAUGGAGAAACAGGAGAAGUCCUCCUGGAAAAUGGGACUCUUAAAGACUUUUGAUUCGGAUGAGUUUGUGAGCUGGGAAAAGAUUGGAUCUGGCGGUUUUGGUCAAGUUUACAAGGUUCGUCAUGUUAAUUGGAAAACAUGGUUGGCCAUCAAGUGUCCGCCGAGCCUCCAUGUAGACGAGAAAGAGAAUGCAGAGCUGCUGGAGGAAGCCAAGAAGAUGGAAAUGGCAAAAUUCCGUUACAUACUCCCAGUGUAUGGGAUCUGCAAGGAUCCAGUGGGACUAGUCAUGGAGUACAUGGAGACUGGAUCCCUGGAAAAACUGCUGGCCUCAGAAGUAUUACCAUGGGAACUGCGUUUCCGCAUCAUCCAUGAAACAGCGGUGGGCAUGAAUUUUCUUCACUGCAUGUCCCCACCCUUACUGCAUCUGGACCUGAAACCUGCAAACAUACUGCUGGAUGCACACCAUCAUGUCAAGAUCUCAGACUUUGGUUUGGCGAGAUGGAAUGGAUUGUCUAACACGCAAGACAUCAGUAUGGAUGGUUUUUGUGGUACGAUUGCUUACCUGCCUCCGGAACGUUUACGGCAGAAGAGGAAUUCUGACAUUAAGCAUGAUGUAUACAGUUUUUCCAUCGUCAUCUGGGGGAUUUUAACACAGAAGAAGCCUUUUGCAGCCGAAACAAAUAUUCUGCACAUUAUGGUCAAAGUAGUGAGUGGCCUUCGUCCUGAUCUAUCAUCGAUUCCUAAAUCUAGGCCUCCAGCGUGCAAGAGUUUAUUAAAACUGAUGCAACGAUGCUGGAAGGAGGCUCCCAGUGACCGCCCAACAUUUCAAGAAAUUACUUCAGAAACUGAAGAACUUAGCACCAAGCCACAAGAAAUGGCACAAGAGAAACCACAAGAACAGCCUUUGGAUUCUGGCCAAACCCAUAAGGCAAAUAAAAAGGAUCCACCAGUAGAAGUUGAGCAGCCAGUGCAGAAACAGCAAUCCAAGCAGGUCUCUGACAGUGAAGAAUGCAGCCUUUCCCAACUGUUGUCCCAGCUAGACUUGGGCUUUGAAUCGGCUGGAAAUGAAUGCCCAGCGAGUGGGGAGAUGGCUGACAGCAAAAAGAGACUGUCUGGGAUCUCCUCCAUUGACUCUGCAUUCUCAUCCCAAGGAUCCAUAUCGUUAUCUUUUGGGAAGGAAGCUGGAGGAAUCGAACAAUCAGUCUCGGAUAUACCAAAGAAGAAACUCUAUGAAGCCAUGAUGUCAGGAGAUGUUGGAAAGUUGAUGAAGCUCCUGCAGCCACAAGAUGUGGACUUGAUCCUGGAUGAUGGCAUGAGCCUCCUCCACUAUGCUGUUCAACUGGGCAACGAGGAAGCUGUCCGGUUGUUGCUUUUGUACAACGCCAACCCUAACAUUCCAAACAAGCGGGGCUCCACGCCACUUCACCUGGCCGCUGAGAAGAACUUAAAGAUCAUUGCCGAGCUGCUUCUAGGGAAAAAGGUGAAUAUAAACGCCAAGGAUGAAGAUCAGUGGACUCCACUCCACUUUGCAGCACAGAGUGGCGAAGAAACCCUUUCAAGGUUACUGUUGGACAGGAAUGCUUCAACAAACGAGGUGGACUUCGAAGGCCGGACAGCACUGCAUGUCGCUUGCCAACACAGCCAUGAAAAUGUAGUCCGUGUUCUUUUGAGCCGGGGAGCUAAUGCUCAAGCCAAAGGGAAGGAUAACUGGACACCUUUACAUUUUGCUGCAUGGCAAGGCCAUCACACCAUCACAAAGCUGCUUAUCAAGCAGGCUGAGGCUAGUGGGGAUGUGCUGACUGCCGAUGGAAGAACGCCACUGCAUCUAGCAGCCCAGAGGGGGCACUACAGAGCAGCUCGUAUCCUUUUGGAAUUCAAGAGCACUGUGAACAGGAAGACCUCGAGCCAGCAGACGCCUCUUCACCUGGCCGCUGAAGCUGGGCACACUAGCACCUCCAGGCUCCUCAUCAAGCACGGCGUGGAUAUCAACGCACUGACGGGGGAAAGCUGGACCUCGCUUCACCUCGCCUCUAGCCGUGGUCAUCUGCAGACUCUGAAAAUGUUGAUCGAAGAGCAUGCCAAUGCUGAGGUCAGGGAUUCCCUUCAGAGAACAGCCCUCCACCUCGCUGCAGGUAAAGGGCACAGUGAAGUGGUAAGGGAGCUUCUCGGCAGCACAGAUGAUAUCAACAUCGCAGAUGACGAAGGGCUCACACCUCUGCAUCUGGCAGCAAAGUGCGGACAUCUGAAAUGUGUUGAGAUCCUCCUUGCUCAUGGCGCUGAUGUUAAUUUGCACAACAAAAAAUUUCAGACUCCGUUAAGCCUGGCUCAAGAAACUGGCAACAGCUUAGUCAUUGAUGCCCUUCAGCACCUGACAGACUCGGACACAGAAAUUUUGUAAGGUGGCGAAAACUGGGAUUGUUGACAACGAGAAAAAACCUCGAAGCCUGCUGAGUUAUUGCACAAGAUUUCUUGAGGCGGAGAAUUGCUGGAACUGAAGGCUUUGUUUGUUUGGUUUUCUUGGUUUUUUUUUAAUCCUCUAUUUAAUGGAACUGCCUAGUUUAAUGGGUGUGGACAGAAAUUACCUGAGGAAUUUCCAUCAGUGUCUUGAACUUGUGUAGGAGGUGAUUCCUACUUGUAUUUCAAAGCUUCGAAAUGUAGAGUGUGCCUCAGCAUUGCUAAACCCCUCUACGUUUAAUCAUUAAAUACCUGUUGCUCAUGAUAACUGCUUCGAAGACAAUAUUACAUGGUAGAAUCACUUUUUAAAAAAAACACUUUCAAAACGCUAAUGAGCAAUUGCUUGGCUAUACCACUGUGUUUCAUGAUUUGUGCCAUAAGAAACGUUACCUUCAUGCCAGACAACAAAACUGUCAGAUUCAUUUUGUGUUUGAUUUGCCUUCAGUGGAAAAAAAAACCAUUGUAGACUUGAUGGAACAAAUGACCUCCUUCUGUUCUACACUAUUUUAUGAUUAUGAAUAAGUGAGGAGGUUGAAACCAACCUUUUGAAGCAAAAGUGCAAAACAACGUUUGAUUGGUAACCUCCCACAUGCUGUGUAGCAGAGAGGCAUUGAAGGAUGUCAUCCCUCCAUUAUCUCACACUUACUCUAGAGUUGUUAUUUCUUAGCUGUAGCAUUGUUGUGCUUGACCCUGCUAUGCGGAAACUUGCUUUACUGAGUCUUAAUGCAAUUUGAUUAAGUUUUAUCUCCUUAUAUUGUAAGGAAAUUACUUAUGUGCAUAUGAGAAGCGAUUUAUAUUCAAUAGACCAAUUCUUAUGUAACAAGCAAGUUUAUUGUAUCUAAAGGCCUUCAAUUAUGAAACCUACAUUAUUGCCAAGGGGUCAUGAAUUCAAAUGUCAUAUUUGCCAGUACUGCAUUACUGACCUUGAUGGCUGUGUACAAUUCAGUUUCAAUCUUUGCCUUUUAAUGACAUUUGGCAUUUUUGCUUGCAAGUAAUGCAAUUAUAUAUUUCAUAAGUGUUAGAAAGGAAAUGAUAUCUAAGCAGGGGCCCUGUGCAGAUUUUGGCAAUACCACUACCCGAGUAAAGUAGUUAGCUUGCGUUUUUCUUGGCACACCAUUAGUGUACAGAUACCCUUUUAAAAGAAACCUUUUCUAAAAAUUGAAUGAGGCAAAAAGCUCUCCGUUUUUAUUUUGCAUUAAUGGCUCUUUAAGAGUAUCUAUUAGGUAGAGCAAUGGGGGUUGGUACAAUUGGUCCCCUUAACUCAAGGAAUGGGGAGAAAGCAGACUAGGUUGUCUUGGCUGAGCCUUUCUGUGUGACCCUCACUAGGAAGUGUGGAUGGACAUUGAGUGGCACUGAGUGAGGACAGGGUUAGCCUUGGAUAUGACGCCCUCAACAGGCCCACAUUUUUCUGUCCCAGGCUUUACACAUAAUGACUACUUGGAAUGCUACAUGCCCUGUGGAACUAUACCCCAGUCACAGCAUUAAGGAUAAAAUUUUGUGGAAGAAGGAAAUGCCUCAUUAAAAAUGAUUAGUGUUCUGCAAAAAUUGAGGAUGUAAGAGAUUGCACUUGCAUCAGUUCAGACUUCCCCAGUGGCCAGUGCGGCACAAUAGAUGUAAAAGUUUCAAAUGCAUACACAAACUUUGCCGACUCUCCAACGGCAGCUCCAGACACAGCAGGUCCGGAAAACCCCAGCCAUAGUUUUCCUCUGAGCUGGCAAUUUGUAAAUAUUUCUCAUCAACAAUUAACCUGUGGAAUGUUUACACCAAUCUGACUUUGUUGCCUUAAAGGGACAAGCCCCCUCCCACCCCACAAAAACCCCACAGGUAAAUACUGCCCCUCCUUAGCAGCAGAGUAAGAUGGUGUAGAUCACAUGGUGUAAUGCUGGUCUCUUUACACAAUUACCCUGCUCUGCAAUCAAUAUUAAGAAGUUGGCCUGUUCCAAAACCCUGUUGAAAAGACAUCACUGCCUUUUUAAUGGUGAACUGCAGAAUAUUUCGAUAUGAGUGAUAAUUAAAAGUAUUAUGUACUAGCAUGAGCAAAUGAGAGGGAAUCUCCUUUGGUCACAGCCGCUGGUCGUCUCUUUGGCUGGCGCUUGUUUCGAAAACUCUUACUGUAUGUAGGCAUCAAACACCGUAAGUGAAGUACUGAAUAUUUCCUAUUUCUCACUUACCAGUGUUGUUGGAGAUUAGCUGGUUAGAAAGGGUCCUUUAUUGAGGUGUAAACAGUAAUUCAACACGUCAAUGUAUGGGCCAUCAAGUAUAGCGUUUUAAUGUGUCUCAGGUGGUAGUGUUGAUUUUCCUUUUUAAGUUUUCAUUUACCUAAAUUGCUAUGCGAUUAUUGGAAAUAUGUACGCUUUAGUACAUCUCAUAAGUAGCAAUGUUUGCUUUGUACUGUCAUAGAUUACUGAAUCUCAUUGUAACUAACAUUGUUAUAUCACUAAUAAAAAAAAACAUUCUUGUUGUCCAUA
This is a messenger RNA of Carcharodon carcharias (great white shark), 5031 nucleotides long. RefSeq names its product receptor-interacting serine-threonine kinase 4 (gene ripk4). Gene Ontology annotation, cellular component: cytoplasm. Gene Ontology annotation, biological process: protein phosphorylation. Gene Ontology annotation, molecular function: protein kinase activity; ATP binding; protein binding. The transcript is spliced from 8 exons. Lineage: Eukaryota; Metazoa; Chordata; Chondrichthyes; Lamniformes; Lamnidae. Bases 111 to 2507 code for a protein of 798 amino acids. The record is from RefSeq and is a predicted model, not a curated record.